Molecule: messenger RNA, 1611 nt
Organism: Daldinia loculata
Lineage: Eukaryota; Fungi; Ascomycota; Sordariomycetes; Xylariales; Hypoxylaceae
Product: MADS box protein
Exons: 3
Coding region: 556-1218 (220 amino acids)
Biological process (GO): positive regulation of transcription by RNA polymerase II
Molecular function (GO): DNA-binding transcription factor activity, RNA polymerase II-specific; protein dimerization activity; RNA polymerase II cis-regulatory region sequence-specific DNA binding
Source: RefSeq, a predicted model, not a curated record
CUACUAAUUGAAAUUAAUUAUUAUUUUUAAAACUACACUUUUUAAAUUGUUUGUUUUGGGCAAUUGACUAACAUAUUCCACCUACCUUACCAGGCAAACAUACCAAAAGUUGACCGACCUAUUGACGAAUACUUUCCAAGCUACCACCCGACCGGUGUACCGAGAGACAACCCCAAAAAAAUAAAAACAACCAACCCGAAGCCAAACAAAGCCGCACGGCCAAUCUUUUACUUUUUUUUUUUUUUACCCUAUUUUCCCUUUUGACACAUUUUUUUAUAUUUUUUAUUUCCCUAGGCAGGAAGUAGUAAUUAACAAUUUCUACGCUUGUUCUUCGGCCCUCAUCUUCCAACUUUAAUCCGCCCGGUGGCCGCGCACCAGACUCGAUACAGCAGGCGCCCCAACCAGGUUUCUGCGACAGAAUUACAGCCUACUACAACCCAGAGCCUCUCCGCUCAACGCCAGAUCAAGUAUAGGUCGUCGGCACCACGACCAAAACAGUAUCUCCACCAUUUUUGCCUUUUUCGUUCGUGAUACAAUCGUCGUACCUCGAUAAAAAUGGCCGACAUCACAGACCAACACGAUCAAACUUCUCCCACCGAACUCGACGAUUCCCACGUCGGCAAUGGCAAUGCCGGCCCUGCAGAAAACCGUGGCAUCAAGCGCCAACGCGCUAGUAUCGCGGACGACGACGAUGAUGAUGAUGAGAAGGGAAGUCGCGAGCGUCGCAAAAUUGAGAUAAAGUUCAUUAGCGACAAGUCGCGUCGUCACAUCACCUUCUCCAAGCGCAAGGCCGGAAUAAUGAAGAAGGCAUACGAGUUGUCUGUUCUGACGGGCACUCAAGUUCUGUUGCUUGUCGUGUCGGAGACUGGGCUUGUGUACACAUUUACCACCCCCAAGCUCCAACCGCUGGUAACCAAGGCGGAGGGAAAGAAUCUCAUCCAGGCUUGCUUGAACGCGCCUGAGCCUACCCAAGGCAACGAGAAUGGCGUCGACGAUUCCAACCAAGUCGAAUCGCCUGAGGAGCCGCCCAAUUCUCACCUGCCCCCUCAGACGAGCCGACCGGGAAUGCCUUCUCAUAUGCCUCCGAACUACGUACCUAACGUACCCAUGGACCCUCAACAAGCCAUGGCGUAUCAAAGUUACAUGCAGCAUCAGCAGCGCGGGCAAUUUGGGCUAGCACAGUCUGGUAUGCCACAGCACACCUCACAUCAAUCGUGACGGUCGCCAUAGUGGCGACAGUAUUGCCUUGCACCUGAUACCCCGAAUUUAAUGCAUUCACGAGGUUCUUUUUUAUUCGAGGCAUUCUGAACACACCUAUAAUUGCAAGGCUUCGGUGGUCCGGCGUUGUUGGGUCAUCGUGACUUAUUUCUUAUUUGUUCUACACAAUGCGACCAUAUUAUUUCCGUACCGAUUUCGACCGUCUUUCGUAUUAUAUCACUUGUCGCUGACCAGAUUUGCGAUUGGUGAUCCUGGGCUUCGACCCAAAUUUUCAGUAUCCAUUAAUUCUUGCUUCAUAUUCCACGGAAUAAACUGAGGCCCAGCUUCGCUAAGCUUAGGGACUUGGUUUCUCACCCUCUCCCGAUCUUCAAUUUCCCGAAUGGUAGUAGGCUU